AUGUCUAGAGUCUCCCUUAGUUGUUGGUGGAGAAACCAGUGUAUGGGUAUACAGAGAUGCUACUUCCAAAUUGUGUGCUGCCUGAUAUCUCAUUCAGUAACUAUCUUGAAUGGCUUUAGUUCGACUGAGGGUUUCAAGGGUGAUACUACUGGUCUUGGGUUGCCUGAAUCAGGGGUUGUGGCCCAAUUAAUUAAAGAUGACGACGAGUCUGUCGCCACUGAUGAUGGCGGGAAGGUUAGAAUUGACAUAGAGCAGCUGGAUAGCGGUGAGAAUUUUAUGCAAGAAUUUUUUGCACAGGUGAAUAAUAUACGUGGAGACAUUGACCAUAUUAAAAAAUGUGUUAAUGAUAUGAAAAAGAAACACAGUGAGAUGUUAUCGUCCUCUAAGCCUAAACCAGAAGACCAGAAAGAAGUUGAUCGUACCAUGAAAGAAGUAAAAGCAGUGUCAAAUAAAGUGAAGGCGAACCUGAAAGAAAUCGAAAAAAGCAUAGAAGAAGAUAAAUUACAGCACAAUUUGAAAUCACCAGCUGAUCUUAGGAUUCGUAAGAACCAGCACUCGUCUCUUCAUUAUUCAUUUUUACAAGUGAUGACAGAGUAUGGUAACUCUCAGGUCGAGUAUCGUGAGAAAUGCAAAGGACGUAUACAUAGACAACUCGAAAUAACUGGUCAAAGUACAACCGAUGAAGAAAUCGAAGGAAUGCUAGAAAAGGGAAACGCAGCAAUAUUUACUUCCAGUAUAAUCGCAGAUACGCAACAGACUAAGCAAGCGCUGGGUGACAUCGAAACGAGGUACGACGAAUUGAUGAAGCUUGAACAAAGUAUCAAAGAGCUUCAUGAGAUGUUUUUAGAUAUGGCGAUGAUGGUUGAACAGCAGGGAGAGAUGAUUGACAAUAUUGAGCACAAUGUGGAAGAAACCGCGGAGUAUGUGGAUCAUGCAGUAGCUACAACAAAAUCAGCGGUUGAGAACCAGAGCAAAGCACGACGGAAGAAAUGGAUCAUCAUCACCAUUAUGACAGUCGCCAUCAUUGUCAUCGUGCUUUUUAUUGUGUUGCUGUGA
Messenger RNA from Saccoglossus kowalevskii, 1056 nucleotides. Its product is annotated as syntaxin-like. Gene Ontology annotation, molecular function: SNAP receptor activity; SNARE binding. Gene Ontology annotation, biological process: exocytosis; intracellular protein transport; synaptic vesicle fusion to presynaptic active zone membrane. Gene Ontology annotation, cellular component: synaptic vesicle; SNARE complex; endomembrane system. The record is from RefSeq and is a predicted model, not a curated record. Lineage: Eukaryota; Metazoa; Hemichordata; Enteropneusta; Harrimaniidae.